Scatophagus argus is the source of this 1358-nucleotide messenger RNA. Its product is annotated as inactive protein tyrosine kinase pTKL-like. NCBI's taxonomy places the organism in Eukaryota, Metazoa, Chordata, Actinopteri, Scatophagidae. The record is from RefSeq and is a predicted model, not a curated record. The transcript has 5 exons. Bases 267 to 803 code for a protein of 178 amino acids.
GUGAAUUCAUGUGUGUGAGUGUGUGGGGCAGAGCAGAGCUGCACAGACUUUGUCCCGACUGCUGGAAGUCGUCGUCGUCGGGCCGUCAGACGAGGAGCUGCGGUCUCAUGACAGUCAGAGAGUCCGAACUGAGAGGACUGGGAGUCUCCUUUGACAGCAGGACACGUGACUGGACGCCGACUGGAGCCAGAAACCAGGUGACACACAGGUGGAUCCAGUUAGAGGCUCUGCUAUCUGACAUGUGAAGGUGACCUGAGACGGACAGCAUGACGUCUCCUCCGCCGACAGACACUCGGCUCCUGUCCUCUUCGUCGUCUCCGUCUCCUCCUCGUCACAGUCUGCAAAGUGCAGAGCUGCAGGCAGAGUUUCUACAAGAGUACCGGAAAAAAAUUCUGUCUCGCCGUGACAUCAGCGAAUCCAGUGUCUCCUCCUCCCCCGCCAGUCCCUCCUGCUCCCCCUCCCCUCUGUCCUCCCCUGCCAGUCCCUCCUGCUCCCCCUCCCCUCUGUCCUCCCCUGCCAGUCCCUCCUGCUCCCCCUCCCCUCUGUCCUCCCCCAGCAGUCCCGGCCCCUCCACGUCCUCUUCAUCUUCUCCCUGCUACAACAGCAGACAAGCCCGUCUGUCCCUGUCCAGCCCUGAGCUCCUGUCUGAGCUGAAGGACUCGAGGACACGCUCCCUCCGGCAUGUCCCCAAACACAACGGACUGACCACCGUCUUCUCUGGACGAGGACGAGGAGGGCGAGGGCGACAGGCCUCUGGCCCCACCCCCUCCACACAACCAGCCAAUCAGAGGACUUCAUCCUGAGGGCAUCAGUAACAGCUGACCAGCACCAGCCUGCCGGACCCGAAUCCAGCACGGACUCUGUUGUUCUGUCAUGAAUCAUGUUUCAGUAAUCGUCGAGCUAACGUCCACGUCCAGAUUUCAGAGCGAGUUUGAGACCAAACAGUCAGAGCUGAGCAGAAGCUUCCUCGAGUCCAGCUGAGCUCCUCUGAGAGCUGCUGACAUGAGCCUGGACUCACUCCUCCGCACCAGGACUCGUCCUGGGGUGUCCUCUGAAGAUCAGGCUGGAAUGAAUGACAUUUUCACCUUCAGUGUGUCAAAUCUGUACGGGUUGGAGACAACCUGGGGACGUUUUCUUUCUGGCUCGCAGCUCGAGGCACUCAGCCGGCGUGGGCCUCGUCAGGACUCUGAGCGUGGUCACGUCAUGCUGCUGAGGAGAGCAGACGUCAGGAGAACGACGGAGGAACCUGUGAGCGCUCAGGUGGAAGGUGUCCAUGACUGUCUUUGCUCUCUCUGUGGAUGUUGUGCAAUAAAAUGGUUUGCUGGAUGCAUUUGGUUGUCUUGUUGCUCUGUUCAAAC